Chlorella variabilis is the source of this 561-nucleotide messenger RNA. RefSeq lists its product as hypothetical. The record is from RefSeq and is a predicted model, not a curated record. The coding region runs from base 1 to 561 and encodes 186 amino acids. Gene Ontology annotation, molecular function: DNA ligase (ATP) activity; ATP binding; DNA binding. The transcript has 5 exons. Gene Ontology annotation, biological process: double-strand break repair via nonhomologous end joining; nucleotide-excision repair, DNA gap filling. NCBI's taxonomy places the organism in Eukaryota, Viridiplantae, Chlorophyta, Trebouxiophyceae, Chlorellales, Chlorellaceae. Gene Ontology annotation, cellular component: DNA ligase IV complex.
AUGGUGCAGAUCCAGCCAGAGAGUAGCCAGCUGGACGGCUGCUGCAUCUGCAUCCUCAACUUUGCAGGCAACGAGCAAGCAAGAAUAGAGAAGCUGGUGAAGCUGAUGGGUGGCUCGCGUUUCAAUCGGUUCAUGCCACGCAUGUUGGGCUGCGAGGAUGGCAUCACCCACGUCCUAGCAGGCGAGCAAGGGGGCUCUGACUGGAUCGCUGCAAGCAAGGCGGGCUGCGACGUGCUCAGCUUUGGCUGGCUGGAGCGGUGCUACGCAGAGGGGACGCGGGUGCAUCCGUGGCCCUCGGAAUACUUGCAGAUCUCAGAUGCCACGCUGCAGGCAACCGAAGAGGACGUGGCGGCGGUGCUGGGCCGCAUGUCGGCAAAAGACUGCCUGACAGAGCCAAUGCUGAGGGGCUGGCUGCAGGAGCAGCAGUCAGCAAUCCUGCUGGCAGGGGGAGACAAGGAUUGCAAGAGCAGCGUGGACGUGGAGCUGGCGAGCUGUGGCGAGCUGGAUGGUGCCUCACUGCUGCAUGGCUGCAACAUUGCAGUUAGCAUGGUGGCAGCUUGA